Molecule: messenger RNA, 1367 nt
Organism: Morone saxatilis (striped sea-bass)
Lineage: Eukaryota; Metazoa; Chordata; Actinopteri; Moronidae
Gene: cunh3orf38
Product: chromosome unknown C3orf38 homolog
Exons: 4
Coding region: 71-982 (303 amino acids)
Source: RefSeq, a predicted model, not a curated record
GACAGUUUCCCAGUAGGACACAAAUAACGGAAGUGGAGCUUAGAUAUUUUUUGUUUUUGGGGCGUCGAAGAUGUCAGGACUGUCAGAAAGAGAGCGCGCUGGAUGCUUAAAGAUACUGCAGCUCAUGUCCAAAGACGACUUACUCUCACUUAGCGACACGGUCACCAAUAAAUUGAUAGUUGUGGAAAAUGCUACAGAGGCUACGGAAACAAUACUUUCCUUCACAAAAAACGCCGAAGAGCUCCUGAAAAGGAAGAAAGUCUAUCGCGACCUCAUAUUCAAGUACCUGGCUAAAGAGGGUGUGGUGAUGCCCCCGAACAGCGAGAAACACCAGCUGGUGAGGAGGACCCUGGAGCUUUGGUCGUCGGGGAAGGCGGGGGUUGACGAAAGCCUUCUAGGAGACACAGAUGAGUCCGGACAGAGAUCGUCAACAAAGAUAGUAUCUGAUUCCACAAGCACGAAGGUUGAGGUUGGCUUUGACCCACAAGCCCUCGGCCAGCAGUUCUGCCAGUGGUUCUUCCAACUCCUAAACAGUCAGAAUCCCUCGCUGGGCCAGCAGCCUCAGGACUGGGGGCCUCAACACUUCUGGCCAGAUGUGAAGCUACGCCUUGUCUCCAGAGCGGGCAGCGAACAGAUGGAGGAGUUCCUGGGUGCUGAGCUGGUUAACCUUCGUCUCCUGGCCUUGACGAGGGACGAGCGCCUCCUCCUCAGCCCCAACCUGGACCCUCUUGGCCUCAAGGUCCUCGCCUCACCCCAUGGCCUGGUAUUGGUGGCUGUAGCUGGGACCAUCCACAGAGACGGAGCCUGUCUGGGCAUCUUUGAGCAGAUAUUUGGCCUCAUCCGCUCCCCCCUGGAGAACAACAGCUGGAAGAUAAAGUUUGUCAACAUGAAGAUUAGAGGACAAGACGCUCUGGGCGGGACAGAGGUGGCAGCGCCCGCUUUGAGUUACAACUCCACUGAAUUGCAGCUUCUCUGCAGUUGAUGACACUCGGUUUUUUUUUUACCCAGUAACUGUUUCAUUGUCUCUCAUCUAACUUGCCCAAUCACCAUUUUCCGUUCAUCCUUUACAACCACCUUUACAGUUGUUUUCAGAUAUCGGAUCUGGCAACUAUAGUGGCACAAACCCCUCUCCUAACUUGUGUUUAUCAGUCAUGUCAAGGUGUACAGGUAGGUAGACACUGUUGCAUAUAAAUCUACUUGGCAGGUUCAUCAUUGUCUUCGCUGCCAUCGGUUGUGGAAACAUUUUGCUUCAAAUAUACUUUACUUUGAUGCUGAACAAUUGCAUGUGCCUUAUGAGAAAUUCAGUACAAAUACAGACAUGGAUGGGUUCUUGUAAAUAUGUAUGAUAUCAGAUAUAAAUAUUAUAU